This is a messenger RNA of Labrus mixtus (cuckoo wrasse), 1186 nucleotides long. RefSeq names its product tRNA methyltransferase 10B (gene trmt10b). Gene Ontology annotation, cellular component: nucleoplasm; nucleus. Bases 37 to 1011 code for a protein of 324 amino acids. The record is from RefSeq and is a predicted model, not a curated record. The transcript has 9 exons. Gene Ontology annotation, biological process: tRNA N1-guanine methylation. Gene Ontology annotation, molecular function: tRNA binding. Lineage: Eukaryota; Metazoa; Chordata; Actinopteri; Labriformes; Labridae.
ACCCCUACCAUAUUUGUUUACGCUGACGUCAUUCACAUGCGCCGCUCACAUGUCUUCAUACUUAUCAGUUCAGGGGAUGCAUUUGAUGACAGUAGAUCUGAGCAUCAAACAGAAGAGUGUGAAAUGCAGCUGGAUGAAGUGUCGGAGGUAGUUGAUCUUCUUCAGAUAGAUGUGGAGUCUGAUGUGGCUGAAGGAAGGCCGGGGAGAGAAGAUGCAGGAUGUUCAAGGAAUGUAUUGAGGAAGCAGAGGAACUGGGAGAGGCAGCUGGCAGCAAAGAAAAACAAGAGGAGAGAAGAGAAGCAGAGGAGGAGGCUGAACCGCGAGCAGGAGUCAGGUGUAAGCGCAGAUAAUCCUCAGUUCACCAAACGGGUCAUGAAAGCGAUCACCAGAGAGCGUUUAGCCGAAGCUCAGUUCACAGGGCUCAAACUCUGCGUUGACCUGAGUAUGACAGACAGCAUGUCGGACAAGGAGGUGAGUCGCCUGGCCGGUCAGUUAAGGAGACUGUACGGCUCGAACAAGAAGGCGACGCGACCGUUUCGUCUUUUCCUGACGGACCUGAGGGAGGACAGUCGUCUCUACAGGGAGUGCAUACGGAUGAACGACGGCUUCCUGAAUUACACGAUGGACAUUACAGAAGAAAGCUGUCAGGACCUUUUCCCUGCAGAAACAAUCAUCUACCUCACACCCGAUGCUGAAGAAGCUUUACAAACAGUGGAUGCUGAUAAGGUGUACGUCCUGGGUGGCCUUGUAGAUGAAAGUAUCCAGAAGAGGUUGAGCUUCUCGAGGGCCACAGAGCUGAGCCUGCACACCGCGAGGCUGCCCAUAGACGAGUACAUGGUGAAGAAGAACAACAGCAAGAACUUCCACUCAAAGAUCCUCGCUGUCAAUCAAGUGUUUGAUAUCUUGUUAACUUUCUGCAGCACAGGCAGCUGGACUGAAGCCCUGCAGGCGUGGUUCCCCCAGGGGAAAGGUUAUGUUGUUAUACCAGAGGAUUCUCAACCACAGACGUAAAUCAUCGAUCGUACGAAGAAUCAAAACAAACAACAAAACAGCUGAGAACAAAAACAAACAAAAAACAGAGAACGUCCUGUAUUUUCCUCAGGUUUCUGUUAAGUCUGAUUAUUUCUGUUAAGUCUGAUUAUUUCUGUUAAGUCUGAUUAUUUCUGUUCAGUCUGAUUAUUUCUGU